Scleropages formosus (Asian bonytongue) is the source of this 5097-nucleotide messenger RNA. RefSeq names its product zinc finger protein 516 (gene znf516). The transcript is spliced from 5 exons. The record is from RefSeq and is a predicted model, not a curated record. NCBI's taxonomy places the organism in Eukaryota, Metazoa, Chordata, Actinopteri, Osteoglossiformes, Osteoglossidae. The coding region runs from base 830 to 4147 and encodes 1105 amino acids. Gene Ontology annotation, molecular function: RNA polymerase II cis-regulatory region sequence-specific DNA binding; DNA-binding transcription factor activity, RNA polymerase II-specific. Gene Ontology annotation, biological process: regulation of DNA-templated transcription. Gene Ontology annotation, cellular component: nucleus.
AAUCAUGAGACGUACAGUUCUGGAUGAUAAUAUAUAACGUGCAGCAACUAUUUAAUCAAACUGCACAACAUCAUCAUCGUGUCAUGCAAAUGAACUAGCCCGUCGCGAUCGCCUACUACUGUAACGCGUGUUCGGCGCAACAACUUCGGAGACUUUCGGUCCCCCCCAGCAUCCGCACUUGUUUUUCUCUGCAUCGCCAGAACUUCUUGCUGAUGAGAGGAUAAGAGAUUUGACACGGGAGAAACCAUCGUGGCCUCAGGUGCAGCGAGAGCCCAAACUGACGUAGGAGCGCGGGCUCGCGUGACGCUCCCGUCGAAACGUCUUCUUCUUUUGUGGUGGUGUUUCCAUCAUCAGGCGCUGUCCCGCGCCGUCUUUCACCUUUGCCCAUGCAGAUGGUGACUGACCGGGGACGAAGCCGUUCUGGGAGGGGGGGGGAUCAUCCGCGUUUCGAUUCAGGACAUUUGUGCGCCAUUGAAGGUAAUCCCUGCUGGAAUAAUGGACGCGGCUCACUCAUGUGCAAACGUAACAUGCAGUCUCACCUUCAGCUGCUUUUCCCCCUUUAUGAUGAUCUCUUAUCUGAAACACUGAUAAUGCUGCGAAGCUCCCAGAAUGAACAAAGCCAUGGGUGUGUGAUGCUUGUGUCGGAAAUCACACACAUGUCAAACACCAAAGCGGAGUUAAUGUGAAGGAAGAAUCCAGGAGAAAUCAAUAAUGACAUUUGGGAAGAAGACAUCAGCAGGCGGCGCAUGACUGACAGGAAGCGGGACCUGGGCGUCGUGGUGUCGGACCUGACAGAUCAUUACAGAUAGCGAGCAGCCCGGCGGUGGCCAUGAACCCGGGCGAGGCUGAGACGGAGAAGCUGGAGGCCUCUGUGGACAAGAGCAAAAUGAAAGGGGGCAGAGCUGACCAGGACAAGUCCCUUUGCUACGCGUGCAACAUCUGCGGCAAGAGCUUCCCUUUCCAGAGCUCGCUGUCGCAGCACAUGCGCAAGCACACCGGCGAGAGGCCCUACAAGUGUCCCUACUGCGAGCACCGUGCCUCCCAGAAGGGCAGCCUCAAGCUGCACAUCCGUGGCCACAAGCUGGGCACUCUGAGCCACGGCUUCGAGGAAGCGGACGGUGAACUGGCGGAGGCCGGCGUGUCCGAAGGCCUGGGGGCAUGCGCCAGCCCCACCGAGAGCACCUCCGCCUGUAACGGCGUGCUGCACGACGGCGCCAAGGACGAUGACGGAGACAAGGUGCCCUCCAAGGGUGCCAAGAGGGACAGGGCUGCGCUGCGAUGUGCCCUCUGCAAGAGGAAACUGGGCAGCCGAGAAGAGCUGGAACGGCACGCGCAGCUUCACAAGCCCUACCGCUGCCGGCUCUGCAGCUUUGUGGUCAUGCGUGAGGACCAGCUGCUUUGCCACAUCGAGAAGAUGCACAUCACCGUAGAGGCAGCCGUGCCGGAGGCGGUCGAUGGAGAGGCUGGCCCGGACGGGCAGUCCGAGGGGCCCUUCCCCUGCAAGCUGUGCGACAAGGUCUUUGGCCAGGCCUGGCUCCUCAAGGCUCACACGAAGAAGCACCUGGCCUCCACGGAGCAUUGCUGCCACGUGUGCGGUCGCCGUUUCCGUGAGGCCUGGUUCCUCAGGAGCCACAUGAAGACCCACGGCUCCAAGGCCGGCGGCCGGGGAAAGGCCAAAGGCGACUCGGAACCGGCGGCCACCAUAAACGACGUGGUGCAGGACGAGACGGCCAUGGUCAAUGGACUGUGCCUCUUUGAGAUCUGCUCGCGGUGUGGGAACCUCUUCCAUGAUCAGGAGAGCCUGCAGGUACACGAGAGGGUCCACACUCACGCCCACAGGAUAAACGGCAAGAGGCCUCACAGCCGCAGGAAAUCCAGUGACGACUUGGACUCGUCGUCCGCCAAGAAGCUUUUCAUGGAGGGCCUGAACCUAAGACCAGCUGCAGCCAAAGACAGUCCCAUGGAGGAAACGCUGGGGAAGCGCAUUCCGGAGCUUGACCCAGUUUGUAGCUACCAGGCCUGGCAGCUCACCACCAAGGGCCGAGUGGCCGAGGUCUCGGAUGCCGGGAGAUACCUGGGCUGGGAUGAGGUGCUGGAAGAUGCCGACGUGGCCUACGAUGAAGAGAAAGGUGAGUACACCGUAGUGGGACCGGAGAGGUGCCGGCAAGAACCUGGGUGCCACAGCACCUCUGGCGGACAGAGGAGGCGAAGCAACGGAAACAACGCCCGGCAUCAGCACCGCAGCAGUGGCGGGAGCAGUUGCCAGCCGAGCCCUUCCUGCGUCGGAGAGGUCAGCCCAGAGAGCAUGAGCGACGCCGAGUACCGCCCACCGUCCCGCCAGAGCCGGCGGGCCUCCCAGAGCAAGAGCGCCGAGUGCUUCGAAUGCGGCAGGGUGUUCCGCACCCACCACCAGAUGGUGCUGCAUUCGCGCAUGCACCGCAAGGAUGCCCGCUCGGGAGGGGAGAGCAGAGGCCAGGGGGAGCGCCUGGGCUCUGCCAGUGAGGCCGAGUCGGGAUCUGCCAGCCGCCCCAGCACUCCCGGGUGCGAGGACUCGCCCCCCUUCGUUGUGGGAGAGGACACAGCUGGCGACGCCUCUCUAGAUAAAAAGCCAUACAUCUGCAACCGCUGCAAUGUUGUGACGACAGACCUCUCCUCCUGGCUCUCGCAUGUGAAGCUCUACCAUAAAGAGCAGGGCGGCGAGCCUUCGUCCUCGAGACCGAACCAAAUUGAACCCAAGUCCACAGAGGGCGAAGGUGCGGGCUCUCUGCCUGCGGGAGCAGGAGAGGGCACGGAGUUCCCCAAGCUGAAAAAGGCUCUCCUGCAGGAGCCCCCGGUGCCGUCGUCCCCCAGAGGGGGGGCUGCUGGGAGCGCAGCCGAAAUGCAGAAUGGGACCAGAACUCGGGGCAAGGUGGACUCGGUCCCGCUCAACCUGACUCUGCAGGCUGGGAGCCAAACGGCCGGGGUCGGAUCCCGCCUGCAAGGCUCCAUGGUGACGCACCAGUGCACCAGCUGCCCCUUUGUCACCCGCUACCCCGAGGUGCUCUGGAUCCACCAGCGUGUCUAUCACAAAGCCAACGGUGGCACCCCGGCGGCCCGGUGGACCCCUAAGAGGCGUACGGGACCCCCGCCUGCACUGGAUGGACAGGAAUGCCCGCCGCUUCCCCCCACAUGGGUUCCUCGCACCCGCCCCCCAGUCCCCGGCAGUUCCAGAAAGAGCAGGAGUGUAGAGUCCAGCAGCAGCUCGUCCAACAGGGACUCCAGCUCAGUGUCCAGAGCGCCGCCCUCUAAGUCACCCUUGCAUCCUGCUAAAAAACACAAAGCCAGCAAGCACAGCGCGGAGGAGGGGAUGCAAUCGAGACCCCGGCUGGAGCCGCACCCAACAGCAGACUCGGCGGCUGCACCGGAGAAGAGCGCUGCGGGAUGCCCUCGGAGAACCGGCAGCCCCAAAGGCAGCAGCCAGCUGGAGAGGUUCUCGCUGCCCCGGGAGGGCUUGGGCUUCAUGCUCUCCAGCAAGCAUGCCCUGUCUGAGAACGCCAGGGGCGCGACCCUCUCCUCCCACCCUCUCCCAGGCAGGACCCACAACCAGCAGGAGACUCACGGUCCACGGCAUGGCGCGGACCCACGGGCCGCCCCCGGCUCGGGCGCUGCCUGGUCACGGAGCUCCGCCCUGCUUGACGCACCGCCCUUUCUGACCCAGGUGACGAAGGAGCCGUCCACGGACAUAGCGGAGCCUCCUGGGGGCAUCUUUGGCUUCCUGAAGAGCUGCAACUCCCAUGGCCUGACGAACCUGUACCAGCGCUGGGGGGGCCUCACCGGUAGUGCGCUGGACCACACAGGGAUACUGAGGUCGCUGGUCCGCCAAGGGGACUACCCCUGCCAGGAGUGCGGCAAGAGCUUCGGCCAGCCCAGCCACCUCCGCACCCACAUGAGGUCCCACACAGGAGAACGGCCGUUCCGGUGCCAGCACUGCCCGUACAGCUCCUCCCAGAAGGGCAACCUGAAGACUCACGUCCAGUGCGUGCACCGCCUGGCUUUUGAAGGGGGGCUUCAGCAGGGCAGGCCCCGCCCGCCCGGCCAGCCUGCGGAACACGCCCUGGAGGACCCGAUCCAGGAUCGCUCGGUGCCCGAGACCACCGUGCUGGACUGAGAGAUGGCCCCCCGCCUCUGCGCCGAAGCCUCCGGGAACGGGACGGGGGACGCCAGUCUGGCUCCUUCCUCUGAGCCCAGAAAAAUUACACACUGCACUGUUACUGGGUCAUACAGUCUAGCGAUAUUGGGCAACCGACUGUUUACUGCACUCCUCCCCACGUUCGUCCCCUUUCUCUCACGGCAAUCUGACCUGAGACGCGCCGUAAGGGUACGAGGCCGGUGGCAGUCGUCCGGAAAGCCGAGGCCCCUCCGCCGCGCCCUCAGGGGCGGUACCAAGUCCGGACGCCAUCGGACCACGCGGGGCGCGGAGAAGCAAAGACCGUUCGAUCCCUUUUUGCGUUGUGUCUUGGUUCCUUAAAACCGCUUUGCUCAGGCGGCUUUCUGGAUGUUGAAGCGCAGCGGCUGAAGCGGUGCGGUCGGGCGUCAGACGCAGCGUACGCGAAAGACGUGACGUCUCCUUACUCAGGACUCGGACAGGGCCGAAUUCCAAAGGCAGAGCGCUGCGGUACCAGCGGUACCGGCGAGAUACUAUUGCGGAGCGGAAGCGGAAGAGUGCGGUUGUUUUGCUGGCAGCUGCACUUGUUCAAGUUGGGGAGGACAGUAACACUUACCAUGCUAUACUUGAAUGAGUUUGUGUCUCUACCUGGCAACCUCACCUCUACUGAUACCGUUGUGUUUUCUUUCUCCCUCCUGUUCCGAAUCUACUGGAGUGUAACGAUAUGUUUUUUGGUAAAUGUAGCUUUCACCCAGACCCCCCCCAGGACUGAAAGCCAUUGUGAAUAUGCAAUGAUCUGGCCUCUCCAGGGAUAUUUAUUGGGCUGUGAACCUGGACCUGAUGCUGUUGGCUGAUAUCGCGUCCCAGCUUUUUAAGGUAUUGCACUGUAGACAAAAAUGCUGCCUGGUAGCAAGAGGAAUUGAUUUUUAUAACACCAAUGCAAGAAUUUUAUA